AUGGUCAAUGUUGACGGAGACACACGCUGGAUUCAUUCAGAUACGGAUCUUCUAUCAGGUCAUGGCGUCAGUUAUAAUGUCAAUUAUCUCGGCUCUGUUGAAGUACUUUGUUCAAUGAAGACACUUGAUUUCGAUAGUCGUACGCGGGUUGCACGUGACUCAAUACGUUUAGUGUGUACGGCUGUUGGUGUUUCACUUCGAGAACGCAAUAAGUCUGACGUAUCAUCAAAUGGUCAAUCAAUGACUGCCGCGCAAGCUAAUCUAACACAUAGCCAUACGCCUGUUCAAUUGAUAAUUAGUACUGAUGCACUUGUACUUAAACGAUCAGAUGAUUCUCAAAUCAUUUGUUCACAUAGAAUGGAAGGAAUUUCAUUUGCAAGUGCUGGUGAACAUGAUACAAAAGAUUACAUAGCUUAUGUAGCAAAAGAUAAUAUGAAUAAGCGAGCAUGUCACGUACUUUCAUGUGCAUCAAAUGAAUCGUUAGAUGUUAUCACAACUAUUGGCCAAGCUUUCGAAUUGCGUUACAAUGAAUAUGUGCAAACACAACGGCAAGUACUUCAACAUCAAGACGAAGACUCAAUGAAAUUCUCUGGUCAUGAUCAACAACUACUACAAAAACUAGAUGAAAACCAUUUUCCUCUGAACAAUAACAAUAAUCAGCAACAAGAGACGCCGAGUAGCUGGAAUACAGCAAACAGUUUAGAUGUUUACAAAGAGAAUUGGUUUCAUGGAAAAAUUAGUCGAGAGGAGGCUGAACAAUUAUUAACUCACAGCGGGGAUUUUCUUGUACGUGAAAGUGGAAAAAUUUCUGGUCAAUUUAUUUUAUCAGGUCGUUCACAAAAUCAAUUUAAACAUUUACUUCUUGUUGAUCCUGAAGGAAUAAUACGCACAAAAGAUUAUGAAUUUGAUUCAAUUCAACAUCUUAUAUCCUAUCAUAAAUCAGGCAAUAUUCCUAUUGUAUCUGCUGACAGUGAACUUUUCCUACAAACGCCUAUUCUACGUCUGAAGUGA
This is a messenger RNA of Rotaria socialis, 1011 nucleotides long. NCBI's taxonomy places the organism in Eukaryota, Metazoa, Rotifera, Eurotatoria, Philodinida, Philodinidae. The record is from the annotation of a GenBank genome assembly.